This is a messenger RNA of Ceratosolen solmsi marchali, 759 nucleotides long. RefSeq names its product histone H1-like. The transcript has 2 exons. The coding region runs from base 1 to 759 and encodes 252 amino acids. Gene Ontology annotation, biological process: nucleosome assembly; chromosome condensation; negative regulation of DNA recombination. The record is from RefSeq and is a predicted model, not a curated record. Lineage: Eukaryota; Metazoa; Arthropoda; Insecta; Hymenoptera; Agaonidae. Gene Ontology annotation, cellular component: nucleus; nucleosome. Gene Ontology annotation, molecular function: nucleosomal DNA binding; double-stranded DNA binding; structural constituent of chromatin.
AUGGCCGAUGUAGCAGCAGCAGCAGCAGCGGUGGCGACAGCAGUAACAACGACGGUAGCAACAACAGCCGUGCCUGCGGUCCCGACGCCGAAGAAAGCUUCGUUCAAGAAGGCGUCGAGCGCUGCCGCCGGUGCCUCGAAGAAACCGGCGGCACCAUCAUCAUCAUCAUCAUCAUCAUCCAAGUCCAAUCAUCCUCCGACUUCGGACAUGGUGAACGCAGCGAUUGCCGCACUCAAGGAGAAGAAGGGCUCGUCCCUACAGGCGAUCAAAAAAUACAUCGCAUCUACGUAUAAGGUCGACGUGGAAAAGCAGUCGACUUUCAUAAAGAAGUACAUCAAGGGCGCCGUGACGAAGAAAAGUAUCGUGCAGACGAAGGGCUCGGGUGCCUCUGGGCGUUUCAAGCUCGCGGCCAAGGUCGAGGGCGAGAAGAAGAAAGUAGCGGUGAAGAAGCCCGUCGCGAAGAAACCCGCUAGUGUCGUUGGGCAAAAGAAGGUGCCCGUGAAGAAAGCCACCGCUGUCAAGAGCGUGCAGAAGGUGAAGAAGGUUACAAAGAAGCCGAUAGCUCCGACGGCUACGACGACCAACACCACCACCACCACCACCACCAAACCCAAACCUAAGCCCAAGGUCGUUAAGGCGGCUGUUAAGCCAAAAUCACCCUCCAAGUCGAAGAAGAGCGGCAAAGCACCCGCGGCUAAGCCCAAGCCACCCAAACCCAAGAAGACCGUCGCGGCCAAGCCUAAAGCUGUCAAGAAGUAA